This is a messenger RNA of Sycon ciliatum, 2588 nucleotides long. RefSeq names its product aspartyl/asparaginyl beta-hydroxylase-like. The coding region runs from base 359 to 1627 and encodes 422 amino acids. Gene Ontology annotation, biological process: peptidyl-aspartic acid hydroxylation. The record is from RefSeq and is a predicted model, not a curated record. Gene Ontology annotation, cellular component: endoplasmic reticulum. Gene Ontology annotation, molecular function: peptidyl-aspartic acid 3-dioxygenase activity. NCBI's taxonomy places the organism in Eukaryota, Metazoa, Porifera, Calcarea, Leucosolenida, Sycettidae. The transcript is spliced from 3 exons.
AAGGCACGCACCGCUCUAUUCUACCGGACUGGCAUGCUGCUACAACUCACCACAGAGCCUGGACGGUAAAACAGACUGAAGAGCGCGCAAAUCCGAGGACGACAUGUCCAGAUGACUGGUGCGACAGUCGUCACUGCCCUGCAAGGCUAUCCACAUUGAAUGGGAACUCAGCGUGGCAAUAGCGUGCCCCGAAAACCAUUUCGUUGAGCUCAAGGCAAGCAAGGCUGCUUGAAACCUCCAGCGGGUAUCAACUCGACCUGGCAAGAUCCACAAACACUCGUGAACAUUGCGGUAGCGUGGAUUUUGUGAACAACGGAUCUGUGCUCACAGCAUUGGACCAUCAUCCGAACGAGUAAGCAUGAAAGCCAAUACAAGGUGGUUAGUGGUAUUCUUGAUAUGCUGCCUGGCAAGCAGCAUGUCUGAGGCUAAGAAGAAAUCCUCCAGCGGCGGUAGGAGCAAGACGAAAGAGAAGCCCAUCAUCUACCGCCUUCAGGUCACCGGUCAGGAGGAGUUUGUGCUCAGAAAGGACCAGAACCCGUGCUCCGUGCUGCUCAAGUACUGCACUGAGGUGGCCGAUCGCGCGCAGCUGGACUUUGCCACAGUGUUCGACCAGCUCUACAACACAGUGCUGGAUCAGCUGAUCAAGCUAUGGGACUCCCUGAAGGCGCACAAGGAUCUGAAGACCGACGAGACGCUGUUUGUACGCUGCGAGCCAGUGAGCAUAGCCGACGAGAUGGAGAGCAAGUUGAACACUCAGGCAAUGAAGGUCACCGCCGCAAGGCGGGCUAGUCGACACAAGAAGCUGCUCGGACUACUGACCAAGGCAGUUGAGCAGCGGGAUGCCAGCGCCCUGAAGGAGUUCAACACACAGCGACCGCUGUACAAGCUCACCGACCUGGAGCGCUUCGAGCUCUAUCGCAAGACGAUCGUCCUACUCCCGAGCAACGCCUUCAUGGUGGACCAGUUCGGGCUGGCGCUGAUGGCGAUCGGGCGCGGCGACCUCGCGCGACUGCUGUUCGAGAACGCCGUCCGUCGCGGCGUGUGGGGCCACGUCAUGCAGCGGCCCGUCUCCAAGUACGUGAAGAGCCUCAAGGCGCAGCCGUGGCACGACCCGACCGCCUACCCGUUCGUCGCCGAGCUGGAAGCGGCUGCGGACGUGAUCCGCGACGAGUACGACGCCGCCCGUCGCGAUCACCCGAACCUCUUCACCGAGGAGCAGGAGAACCUGCACGAAGGAGGCAACUGGACAGAGCUACGUCUCAAGUCGUCCGGCAACGGCUGGCUGGCGGACACGAACGCGCACUUUCCGGCGACGGUCGCGCACCUACGCGCCAUGCGGCAGGACUUCACCAGCGUCAAGUUCUCCAGCAUCCUGCCGGGCACGCACAUCCGGCCGCACACGGGACCGACAAACGAGCGCCUGCGCGUGCACCUGACGCUACACCAUCGCGGCGGCGCUCGCAUUCGCGUCGACGACGCCUGGCACACGUGGCCGCCGGGACGCGCCAUCGUCUUCGACGACUCCUGGGAGCACGAGGUGCGGAACGAGGGCGAGCACGAGCGCACGGUGCUCAUACUCGACGUGUGGCAUCCCGACCUGCCGCUAGACCAGCGUAUUGUACAUUGAUCCCUCGAUGCUCCGGCAUGCUCGAUGUGUGGCACUGGGACCUACCGCUCGAUCAGCGUUGUACAGUCAUGUACAUUGAUCCGACAUCACGGCCAUCAGUGAUGAUGUCAUGACUGUUCAGCCAUGAAUGUAAGAUGCACGCCGUACGAUCAGCGCACUGUACAUUGAUGCAGUGCUCCGGCAUACUCGACGUGUGGCAUUCUGACCUGCCGCUUGAUCAGCAUCGUGUGCACCGAUCCCUGGAUGCAUGGCAUGAUGGGGCGACAUUGUGUCUAGCGAUGUCAUCAUGACUGCUCAGUGCUCAGCUACUGAUGUAUGAUACACGUCUAAGUCGGACCGGUUCUAUACUGGGACCAGCAGAACAUCACUCCUUGGUACUAGCUAACUUGCAGUGCCCGGGAAACAACUACAGUCGAGUACUAGUAUUCGUCAGGGAGAGGUAUUUUACGACUCCCAAGAAUCCAUCAAACUUCAUCUGAACUUCAAAUCAACUGGCGAUCGUGAGAUACUAAAAGCUAAUAUUUUCUCAACUAGAGUUUUUAUAGAAGCCGGUCGAUGGAUGUGUGUACUCACUAUGUGGCUACAGUAUAGGUCUCCACCAACGUCUGUUGAAGUGUUCUGUCUUCACUCACAGUGUUUCAGUGUUGUAGACUUCAGCAACUGGCGAUUAAUUAAGUCGACACGUGUAUGUGUGUGUGUGUGUGUGUGUGUGUGUGUGUGUGCUCGUCUGCCCCUUAUGGGGCCACAUAGCCAGUCAUGGCAGUGGAAGAAGGAAUGUGUGUGUGUGUGUGUGUGUCAGCUAGUUCGGUUGGUGGGUACACGUAUGCCUGAUUGUGUUAGGUCUGUUGCCAACGGGCUCGGCUACUUGAAGGUGUAAUGUUGUACCUGCCACCUUUGUUGGUUUCAGGGUUCAUAUACUUUCUAUUUGAAGUAUACAUACCUGUUACCUGUUACCCAUGGA